This is a messenger RNA of Oldenlandia corymbosa var. corymbosa, 1374 nucleotides long. The record is from the annotation of a GenBank genome assembly. NCBI's taxonomy places the organism in Eukaryota, Viridiplantae, Streptophyta, Magnoliopsida, Gentianales, Rubiaceae.
AUGGGGAAGAAGCUUGAUGCUCUAUUGGGAAGAAGAAACAAGGGUCGCAAGAUUAAGCCCACCAUAAACCUCGGUAUUUCGAGGCUUUGUGUCUUGAAAAACCAGCGCGAAGCACGGCUUAACAUUGCCCGUUCUGAUGUUCUUCAGCUCUUAAACCUCGGCCAGCAUGAAAGAGCUCUUCUUCGGGUUGAACAAGUGAUCAAGGAGCAGAACAUGCUGGAUGCGUAUGUUAUGAUAGAAAGCUAUCUUCAUCAGUUGAUUGAAAGGAUCAACCUCAUUGACGGUCAAAAAACUUGUCCAGAGGAACUUACUGAGGCGGCAUCGAGCUUGAUCUAUGCGGCUACAAGAUGCGGGGACUUCCCCGAACUUCAAGAAAUUCGAACAUUUCUAACCUCUUGUUUUGGGAAGGAAUUUGCUGCGCGAGCAGCUGAGUUGAGAAAUAAUUGUGGAGUUAACUACAAGAUGAUUCAGAAACUAUCUACCAGGAUGCCUAACUUGGAUAGCAGAAUGAAGGUGCUCAAAGGAAUUGCCUCAGAGAACAGCAUCAUUCUGGAACUUGAAGAUGUGGAGUUAGAGAGAACUGAGGAGCCAAGACGGACUGAUUCAGGACUAGAUCAGCCUACACAGAGAACACCAAGUCACUCCAUAGACGCAGAAAGACUUGAGGAAUUCACCGAGUCAGUGAGGCUGAGGACCGAGUACAAGGAUGUAGCUGCUGCUGCACAAGCAGCAUUCGAAUCAGCAGCUUAUGCAGCCGCUGCUGCAAGAGCAGCUGUACAGCUUUCACGAUCUGACUCGCAAGAUCCUCAUAAUCCAAAAGGUCCAAAGCUACAGCCUGCAGUCUAUUCCCCGAAUGAUGCAGCUAAAUCCAAUUCCCAAAGUGAUUUAAGGGAUUUCGAGGAACAUAAUGCUAGAACAAGGUCUGAAAAAAUCCAAUCAAAGGAGAAAGAUGCUUCUAAAUUUGAAGGGAUGGUCAAAGCAGAACAAUUCAAGGGAGGCAAGGAUGAAGGGAACUUAAGAGGUCCUUAUCCAGUUCCAGCGCAGAAUCAUUUGAAAACACUUGAUGAUGAGGCACAUGGCAUGAGGAGCGUAAGUCUGCGAAUAAACCGUAAUUUUGAUGGAGAAACUACACAAAGAUUGCAACACAGGAGGGAUGUUUUGGAUUCCAAAACUCCAGAUCCCUUGGAAGGAACUGCCUCUGAAGAAAGCUACAGAAAAUCUUACUCUCCAUCUCAUGAGCAAGUCGCUUCAGGUCCUCCAGCGAGAUUCAAGAUGGAACAGGUGCCAAAGAAGUUGACGACCGGAGUGGUGGGGGACUUGAAGGUGGAGAAGAGGCCUAUUUCUGUCAGGACUAGAAGGACAUAUGGCAGGUGA